UACUACGCGUGCGCAUUCGUGGCUACGUGGUGGCCACACUGGUUUAUAGCUAACAGAAGCUAAGAGCUUUCUUUCCUAGAAGGAGCAACAAGUAUCUGUAUUUAGACUUAAUUCAUACGUGUAAGCUGUUUUCACGGUACUAGUUCUGACAGAACGUCACCGUUGAAGACGUAUUAUUAGCACACUGUUAGCACCGCGAGCUAAGUUUAUCUUAAGCUCCGCUGCAGCAGUAUCAAAACAAACAGGCUAAGCGCGACUAGAAGCCCGGGAGCAGACCAACAUGGCGACCGAGGAAAAGAAACCAGACACGGAGCACAUCAAGCAGCCCUCAGCCUCCGCGGGGUCCGGAAGCAAAUCUAACCCAGCCAAACCAAACUACACAGUAAAGUUCACGUUGGCUGGACACACAAAAGCUGUUUCUUCUGUCAAGUUUAGUCCCAACGGAGAGUGGCUGGCCAGCUCCUCUGCUGAUAAGCUGAUAAAGAUCUGGGGAGCGUAUGAUGGAAAGUUUGAGAAAUCUAUCGUUGGACACAAACUGGGGAUCUCUGACGUCUCAUGGUCUUCAGACUCCAACCUGCUGGUCUCCGCCUCUGAUGACAAAACGCUCAAGAUCUGGGAUAAUAAUUCUGGAAAGUGUCUGAAGACUCUUAAAGGCCACAGUAACUAUGUUUUCUGCUGCAAUUUCAACCCUCAGUCCAACCUGGUGGUGUCUGGAUCGUUUGACGAGAGCGUCCGCAUCUGGGAUGUGAAAACAGGAAAAUGUCUCAAGACUCUGCCGGCGCACUCCGACCCCGUCUCUGCUGUUCACUUCAACAGAGAUGGUUCACUCAUCGUGUCCAGCAGCUACGAUGGACUGUGUCGUAUUUGGGACACGGCGUCAGGACAGUGUCUAAAGACUCUGAUUGACGAUGACAAUCCUCCUGUGUCUUUUGUCAAGUUUUCUCCCAAUGGAAAAUACAUCCUGGCGGCCACUCUGGACAAUACAUUGAAGCUGUGGGACUACAGCAAAGGAAAGUGUCUCAAGACGUACACGGGCCAUAAGAAUGAGAAGUACUGCAUCUUCGCCAACUUCUCUGUCACAGGAGGGAAGUGGAUCGUGUCUGGCUCUGAGGACAGCAUGGUUUACAUCUGGAACCUCCAGACCAAAGAGAUUGUUCAGAAACUACAAGGACACACAGACGUGGUGAUUUCCACGGCCUGUCAUCCCACGGAAAACAUCAUCGCCUCGGCUACUCUGGAGAACGACAAAACUAUCAAACUGUGGAGGAGCGACUGUUAGAGCAAACACACGCGCACACACACAGAUCCAGCACCUGAACUGAACCAGUUUAACAUGUGUUUCUCAGUUUCUUAAACACAAACACACAGUUGACUCCAGGAGUUUACAGUCAGACCAGAGAGUGUCACCGAUGAGGGUUUUAUACAAAAGUUUGGAUUUUAUUUCCUUUAUAUCAUUUUCCUUGACACGCGACGGGGCAGUUAUUUUAUUGGAUUAGUUCCUCGGAGAAACCAGUCGUUAUCGCGGUUUAAAACAUCAGACGUUAAUUUGCUAGAAGAGACACAGAAAUGCUGAAGAAAGUAGUGAAACAUGAAUUUAUUUUAAAGGUCGAAUAAUUUUAAGAUUUUAUAGUCUCUCCCAGGAACUGUGGCUGUCUUGGUUUUUAAAUAUGCUCUUUUUUUAAUGGUCCGUAUCUUUAGCAGCAUUUUUUUUUCAACUGUUGCCAUAAGUGCUGGAUGAAAAGUUGUUUGAAGAGUCACUGAUCUACUCCUCACUUCUCUCUCUUUCACCAAAAUGUUCAUAAAUUUCAAUACCUUUUUUUUUUACAAAGACUAAUAUUUAUUGGUGAAAUAAACAAAAUGUGUUUUCUUUUUCACAAUUUGUAAUCAAUAAGAAAUAGGUAUAAAAUAGGAACAGAUCUCGGGGUGUGGGUGACAGCCCACCCCCCACCUCCUCCCUUGCUCUGACUGUGAGUGUUGCAGUCGCUGUGUGUCUUGUGUGUGAAUCGUGUGCAAUGUUACUAUUAUGUGGGUUCGACAACAACAACAACAACAACAUACAGCAGUGUCAUCAGCUUCACUCCAACAUCAGCUGACCCAUAAUGCAAUAGUGACAACAGCGCUUCCUACGGGAAAGGAUUUUUCAGUUAUUUGUAAAUAAAGAUUUUUGACUAUGA
This is a messenger RNA of Cynoglossus semilaevis (tongue sole), 2174 nucleotides long. RefSeq names its product WD repeat-containing protein 5-like. The coding region runs from base 281 to 1279 and encodes 332 amino acids. The transcript has 13 exons. The record is from RefSeq and is a predicted model, not a curated record. Gene Ontology annotation, cellular component: Set1C/COMPASS complex. NCBI's taxonomy places the organism in Eukaryota, Metazoa, Chordata, Actinopteri, Pleuronectiformes, Cynoglossidae. Gene Ontology annotation, molecular function: histone binding.